Coregonus sp. 'balchen' is the source of this 4593-nucleotide messenger RNA. The record is from the annotation of a GenBank genome assembly. Lineage: Eukaryota; Metazoa; Chordata; Actinopteri; Salmoniformes; Salmonidae.
CAUGUUUCCGGGGGGAAAGGUUUCAAUGUAACACCACAACAUUGAGCUUUCAGACAGCACAGGUUUGUGAAUGAUUUUUUGAUUUAGCUUCUUAUGUUAUAUAACCUAAUUAUCUGGUUAUGUUAGGCACGUUUUUGACAGUACUUUGGGAUGUUAAAGUCUACGCUUUUAGGAAUCAACAUGUUUAUAAAGGGAUAGAACUGUGAAGGACAUCCAAAGCAUAGUUGGCUAGUCAGCUAGCUCUUGCCCAUCGCGCAACAACAACAACAAGUUGCUUCUGAUCAACUUUGUCGCUGAUCCACGCGCAUGGGUCAGAUGCGCAUAUGUAGAUAUCGUAGUGGCGACCGGACGCAUGCGCUUGGACCAGAGCUAGUGUCGGUCUACCUCAGUUAGCACAGAGACAGAGGACUAUAUGGACUGGUAGCUGCACACGUACGACCUAGCCACCAACUCUGGUCAACUGUUUUACAGUUCAAUAACAGUGUUGAUUCCUCUCUCCUCUCUGUUCCUCUCCCUUGCUCUUCCUCUCCCUCUCUCUCCCUCCUCUCCUUUUUGUUCCUCUCUCUCUCCCUCUUGUUUCCCUCCCUCCCUCCUUCUCUCCUACUUUCCCCUUGGUAGCAGCACCAUGGUUCUGUCUGCAGCCAGUCAGCACCUCCUUAGGGGCAGUAGGAUUGGUGCCCGGGGGGGCAGCUGCUCCUCAGGAGGAGUGGAUCUGUAUACACCACUGCCAAUGGGUUCCAGGAGAAGGAGAUCAGAGAGAAACUCCAAGCUUUCCCUGGGGGGGUCUAUAGACCUUGUCAAACAGGAGUCAGGCAUCGCAGUGCUCACCGUCAACAACCCUGCUCGCAUGAACGCUUUCUCUGGUAUUAGGAGCACUGUCCAACAUUAUAUUUUAUUAUUGAUCUGAGUGUUGCUCUUUGUUAACCUGCAAUUCAGACUAAAUAUCACUCCGAUUCUCUUUGGUUUCACUUCACCAAACGGAGCGAAAUAUAUUUAGUUUUGUAUUCCAACUCUUUGCUUCUCCUGAGAAUGAUUACAGUGGGGCUAAGGCGCUAGUGCUCAAUGAACUGGGUUGUGUUCAGUAGGGCACACUGUAGCAAAACUUUUGCAACAGAUGACUAAAAUGUGUUUAUUUGGAUCCCCAAUAGCUUUUGCAGAAGCAGCAGCUGCUCUUCCUGGGGUCCACAAAAAACACAAAACAUGACAAGUAACAAAACACUGAUACACAAGGACUUAAAAUACAACAUAUACAAACCACAAAACGUUUAAAAAUACAACAAAAUAAUGUGUGUUUGUGUAUGUCCCCUCACAGUCCCCGUUGUUCCAUGAGAUGUUGUUUAAUCUGUUAUUUAAAGGAAAUUUUGCUGUUCGCUUGAGUAAUUGGAGAUAGAAGUUCCAUGCAAUCAUGGCUCUGUAUAAUACUGUACGUUUGUGGUCCUCUGUAGCUCAGCUGAUAGAGCACGGCGCUUGUAACGUCAAGGUAGUGGGUUCGAUCCCCGGGACCACCCAUACACAAAAAAAAAAUGUAUGCACACAUGACUGUAAGUCGCUUUGGUAAAAAAGCGUCUGCUAAAUGGCAUAUUAUUAUAAUGAUUUACGUUGCUGUGAAUUCAUUUUGGACUUGUGGACUGUGAAGAGACCCCUGGUGGCAUGUCUUGUGGGGUAUGUAGGGGUGACUAUGUGGAAUUUCCAUCACAGUAAUAUUUCUCAUGAAAACUAGAAGAGCAGCAGUUAAUCUCUCGUCAACACUCAACCUCAUAUUGAACAUGUUCAGGUUGUACCUCCCUCUGUUUUACUCAGGUUCAAAACGUUUUCUCCCAACUGAACACUACCCUGUUUUCUCCAGGUUCUAUGAUGGUGGAGCUGGAGAAGAGGAUGUCCCAGCUAGAGGAGUGGACGGAGGGGAAAGGUCUCAUCAUCCAGGGGGCUGCUGGGACAUUCUGCUCUGGGGCAGACCUCAACGCUGUCAGGGCUAUAUCCAACCCUCAGGUCAGACCUCAAUGUUGUCAGAGACAUACAGUGGCUUGCGAAAGUAUUCACCCCCCAUGGCAUUUUUCCUAUGUUGUUGCCUUACAACCUGGAAUUAAAAUUGAUUUUUUGGGGGUUUGUAUCAUUUGAUUUACACAACAUGCCUACCACUUUGAAGAUGCCAAAUAUUUUUUUGUGUGAAACAAACAAGAAAUAAGAAAGCUUGAGCGUGCAUAACUAUUCACCCAUCCCCAAAGUCAAUACUUUGUAGAGCCACCUUUUGCAGCAAUUACAGCUGCAAGUCUCUUGGGGUAUGUCUCUAUAAGCUUGGCACAUCUAGCCACUGGGAUUUUUGCCCAUUCUUCAAGGCAAAACUGCUCCAGCUCCUUCAAGUUGGAUGGGUUCCGCUGGUGUACAGCAAUCUUUAAGUCAUACCACAGAUUCUCAAUUGGAUUGAGGUCUGGGCUUUCACUAGGCCAUUCCAAGACAUUUAAAUGUUUCCCCUUAAACCACUCAAGUGUCGCUUUAGCAGUAUGCUUAGGGUCAUUGUCCUGCUGGAAGGUGAACCUCUGUCCCAAAUCUCUGGAAGACAAACAGGUUUCCCCUCAAUAAUUUCCCUGUAUUUAGCACCAUCCAUCAUUCCUUCAAUUCUGACCAGUUUCCCAGUCCCUGCCAAUGAAAAACAUGGUGUUCUCGGGGUGAUGAGAGGUGUUGGGUUUGCGCCAGACAUAGCGUUUUCCUUGAUGGCCAAAAAGCUCAAUUUUAGUCUCAUCUGACCAGAGUACCUUCUUCCAUAUGUUUGGGGAAUCUCCAACAUGGCUUUUGGCGAACACCAAACGUGUUUGCUUAUUUUUUUCUUUAAGCAAUGGCUUUUUUCAGGCCACUCUUCCGUAAAGCCCAGCUCUGUGGAGUGUACGGCUUAAAGUGGUCCUAUGGACAGAUACUCCAUUCUCCGCUGUGGAGCUUUGCAGAUCCUUCAGGGUUAUUUUUGGUCUCUGUUUGGAUAGCUCCUUGGUCUUCAUGGUGCCCCUUGCUUAGUGGUGUUGCAGACUCUGGGGCCUUUCAGAACAGGUGUAUAUAUACUGAGAUCAUGUGACACUUAGAUUGCACACAGGUGGACUUUAACUAAUUAUGUGACUUCUGAAGGUAAUUGGUUGCACCAGAUCUUAUUUAGGAGCUUCAUAGCAAAGGGGGUGAAUACAUAUGCACGCACCACUUUUCCGUUAUUUUUUUUUUGAAACAAAUAAUUUUUUCCAUUUCACUUCACCAAUUUGGACUAUUUUGUGUAUGUCCAUUACAUGAAAUCCAAAUAAAAAUCAAUUUAAAUUACAGGUUGUAAUGCAACAAAAUAGGAAAAAUGCCAAGGGGGAUGAAUACUUUUGCAAGGCACUGUAUCCAACCUUCAGGUCAGACCUCAAUGUUGUCAGAGCCAUAUUCAAGCCUCAAAACAGACCUCAGUUGUCAGAGAUAUAUCCAACCCUCAGGUCAGUCUCUCUGAACUAUCUCUUUCUUCCUCUCUGAAAGACCUAUAGAAAACUCAGUGAACUGUUUUUAUUCAGUCACAUUGUAUUGGGGCACUCCUACUUCCAUCCAAUCUGACUUUCUAAACCACGUGUGAAACUCUUUCCACGGAGGGCCGAGUGGCUGGGGGUUUUCACUCCUCCCUUGUACUUGUUGAUGAAUUAAGAUCACUAAUUAGUAAGGAACUCCCCUCACCUGGUUGUCCAGGUCUUAGUAAGGAACUCCCCUCACCUGGUUGUCCAGGUCUUAGUAAGGAACUCCCCUCACCUGGUUGUCUAGGGCUUAGUAAGGAACUCCCCUCACCUGGUUGUCUAGGUCUUAACUGAAAGGAAAAACCCCAAAACCAGCAGACACUAGGCCAGGGUUCUUCAAUUCCGGUCCUGGAGGGCCGAAACACUUCUACCUGGUAGUUAAUUGCACUCACCUGGUGUCCCAGGUCUGAAUUAGCCCCUGAUUAGAAGGAGAGGAUGAAAAACAGAGCUGUUUCGGCCCUCCAGGACCGGAAUUGAAGAACCCUGCACUAGGCCCUCCAUGGAAUGAGUUUGACACCCCCCCCCAUGGUGUAAACGAUGCGUCUUGCCUUUCAGGAUGGGAUGAAGAUGUUCAUGCAGAAUAUCCUGACCAGGCUACUGAGGUAGGACACUACCCUCUGUGUUUAGAAAGUUCUAGAUCAGUGCGUCAUGCCAGAUGCUCUGUGCCAAUGCUGAGCCAUGUGUUCUCUGUGCAGGCUGCCUCUGUUCUCCGUAGCUCUGAUGGAGGGGAGAGCGCUGGGAGGAGGGGGAGAGCGCUGGGAGGAGGGGGAGAGCUCACUACUGCCUGUGACUUUAGGUACAGUAACGGAACUCAUUUUCCACAGAUGGCACCGUUGCUAUGGGUUUAUUAAACUGGAGGCCCACAUCCAGAUAGUGGAGAAAAAGGAGGGUGCACAUAAAAAAAUGACUUUUCAAGAAAUAUCUGAGCAACAGAAUCCACCAGGUUUCCAAUCUCUAAACCAACAUCACGGUCUCUCUCCCCGCUAGGUUGAUGGCGCCAGGCAGUGUGAUCCAGUUUGUCCAUAAACACAUGGGUCUGGUCCCUGGUUGGGGCGGUGCAGCUAGAACGCCC